Aphidius gifuensis is the source of this 1335-nucleotide messenger RNA. RefSeq lists its product as uncharacterized. The record is from RefSeq and is a predicted model, not a curated record. Lineage: Eukaryota; Metazoa; Arthropoda; Insecta; Hymenoptera; Braconidae. The transcript has 5 exons. Bases 400 to 885 code for a protein of 161 amino acids.
UAAAAAAAUCAAACAAAGCUACAAUUUAUUAUUAAAAUAAUAAUUAUAUUUUUUUUUCAAAUGUUUUAAAUAAAUAUAUGUACUAAUUGGAAGUUAGUUGAAGUUGUAUUAAAAAGUGACAAGUAUAUCAAGAAACCUGGUGGUGUCAAGGAUACGGGUUGACGUAAAUUUUCGUAUAUAAAUUGUUGACUUAAACUCAAUUUAAACUCAUUUUAUAUAUAUAUAUAUUUUGACAUCUUGAGAACAACUUAACUUUAUAAAAUAUGUGAUACUGUAUUUAUUUAUAUAUACACAAACACAAAAGUAAUAUAUAUAUGUUAAUAUAAAAUCUGUUGUAUAUAUACAAGGAUAAAAUAGUAAAAACAUACGACUAUUUCAUCGUUAUUUUACUUUGAUACCAUGCGGCUUCUGCUUUGGAAGAUUUUGUUUGUCAUAGCAGUUGGUAAUGACAUGAUACAUGCGCACAGAGCCAAAAGGCUUGUCGCUUUCAAGAAGGGUAGCACAUUCUUCGCAAGGUUGAAUUACAAGAUUGCAUCAGUACCAUGGACAACAAUAUUUGCUCAGGCAACGGGUUUCAAAGCUGCAUGGCACUUGCCAGAUGGUACAAGAACACAAAGAUCCAUUGAUGAUAUACACAGUACAACAGCACUCAUGUAUGAAAGUCAUGGAUUGAAUGGUGCAGCAUGUCUUGCCAGUAAUAUUUGUGAAUUAUUUAAAAAAUCAAAUAAUAAAAAUGGAGUAAUUGGAAAAAUAAUAAAAUUACUUUCUGGUGCAUCAAAUACCAACUGGACUCAUGCUGAGGACUACCCACUCCUCAAUUGUGAACAACACAGAACUCUGUGUCCUCUGCAAUUGAUUGGGGUCGAUGGUUUCACAGAGGCAUAACUAACAGCCCCUUUGUGAUAUUGCCAAAGCCCUAAAUUCUCAUUCUCUCAAAUAACAAUAUAAUUGGAAUAUCUUGAUGUCGUUUGACAGUGUAAUUUAAAAGUCGAUGAAAUUGACUUGUCAAUAUACGACUUGAAUGAUCGGAUAAACGAUUAUGAUAUAUAUGUAUUUAUGUUUAUUUAAAAUUUACUAUACAAGUAUAGUAAUAAAUUACAAAUGUUGUAAAAUUAUUUAACGACUUUUCUUCAUCUCUCUCGGCUGUUAGCCACACGUGAAAUGACACUGAAAAAUUUAGCUACACUUAGUUGAUGCAAACUUUAACCUAUUCAAUUUUAUAUAUUAUGUAUAUAAGAAUUGGUGCCUCACAUUUUACUAUUAUCUUGUUUAUCAUACACUUCAUAUUCUCACACCGAUAUGAUGUUACAACCCGUCAGUUUAUCACAAUAAUAG